This is a messenger RNA of Pelagomonas calceolata, 1706 nucleotides long. The record is from the annotation of a GenBank genome assembly. Lineage: Eukaryota; Pelagophyceae; Pelagomonadales; Pelagomonadaceae.
GGCUUGGGGCCGCCGCCGCAUUUGUCUAGGACCGCCGUGGGCGUAUAUUUAACAUAGCAGGACUCAUCAGUCCUUGCCUUUAAGCCGCCUGCUGCAGCACCAGCGCCUGCGCGCGCCGCCGCCGCGGGCGACCCGAAUUUAACAGAGAGAGCGGUCUCCCGCUCCGGCCGCGCUUACGCCAACGCAGCGCGCGCCGCACGCGAGCGACCGAAAGAGCGCAACAACCAUGGCGCAGCUCGGCGACGAAGCCCUAUUACAAGCCUCCGAGUCGGGCGACCUCUUCGGCGUCGGCGAGUGCUUAGAUGCGGGCGCGUCCGCCUCCGCUCAAGAUGCAAACGGCUUCACGGCGUUGAUCAAAGCCGUGGCGAAUGGCCACACUGAUGUAGUUGAUUUGUUAUUAGCGCGGGGCGCGCCCGUCAACACGCCCGCGGGUACGCAUACGGCUCUGAGGGCAGCGACGCUGAACGGCCAGGCGGCUUUAGUUGAUAAACUGCUGAAGGCCGGCGCCGACGCGUCGAUUGUAUCGAAUAACGCCCGGACGCCGCUCAUGGGCGCGUGCUACCCGCGGCACGGCGUGCCCGAGGCCUCGACGAAAGCGUGCGUCGAACUCCUCUUAAAUGACGCGAAUGGGCGGCGAACGCUGGGCUGGCAGAACGACGACGGCGACACGGCGCUGCAUCUGGCCUGCUUCGGCGCGCCGGCCGCGGCCUUGGUGCUGGCGAAAGCCGGCGCGCCGCGCGACGUGCUCAACAAUCGAGACGAGACCCCUGAUGAUUUAGCAAGGCGCGCCGGCCUGCGGCUGGACCCGGGCGUGCCGCUGCCGCUGCCGCCGGCGCCCGCGCCCGCACCUGUAUUUAUUCUGUGUGGAAAUCACCUGCUCGAUCGUGCGCCGUGGUGUAGAUGUCACACUGGCACGCCGUCCCCACGCCAUCGACGCGACUCGACUCACCGGUCGAUUGCCACGCAGCCGCCGGCGCCCCCCGCACCAGCAGCACCAAGGCCCAAGCCGCCCCAACAAAAGGCGAAGCCCCCCGUGCGCGUGCCGACGGGCGGCAAGUACGCCAAGCCGCGCGGGCGGGCACCAUUGAACGCCGAGGGCAAGCCGGCGAGCUGGGACCCGGACCUCGGCGAGUGGGUCGGCGCGUCUUCCGGCGUCCCAUACGACCUUCAGCCUUCUCACCUGUGUGUGUUGCGACAGGCAUCGACCCGAACUCGUACUACUACAGUACUACCGGUGUCCCUAUCCCCGUCCGAUAAUAACGCAUACACGCAGGCGUCGUCAAGAAGAAGAAGCCGAACGGCAUCCCGAAGCCUCGAGGAAGGGCUCCGUUAGGUGCGACGUGGGACUACGACAAGGGCGAGUGGGUCGGCGGGAGCGGCAAACCGAAGCCUCCGGGAGCAAAAAAGCCGGCGCCGAAGAAGAAAGAUGUGGUUCCUCUCACGACGGCCGAGAAGGCCGCGGUCUUGCACGCGAUUGCCCAAUUGGACGGGAAAGCCACCCAGAAGAAGGUACGACGGGCGGCGGAGAGUAUAUUGGGCGCGCCGGAGGGGUCCCUCGAUGCGAAGAAAGCGGCGGUCAAAGAAGUUUGUAGGGAGGAAGUGACGCGGAUGGAGGACUCGGCGAAUGCCGGUGAUGCGCCGGCGGCGCCUUCGAUCCAUCCAUCCCAGGCGAUGCUCGGUGAGGAGUAAUUUGGGGGUUUCCUGUA